Messenger RNA from Drosophila ficusphila, 737 nucleotides. RefSeq names its product E3 ubiquitin ligase complex SCF subunit sconC-like. The coding region runs from base 92 to 526 and encodes 144 amino acids. Gene Ontology annotation, molecular function: cullin family protein binding. NCBI's taxonomy places the organism in Eukaryota, Metazoa, Arthropoda, Insecta, Diptera, Drosophilidae. Gene Ontology annotation, biological process: SCF-dependent proteasomal ubiquitin-dependent protein catabolic process. Gene Ontology annotation, cellular component: cytoplasm; nucleus. The transcript has a single exon. The record is from RefSeq and is a predicted model, not a curated record.
CAACUGAACAGUUGUCUAGCUGAAACCAUUUAAUGCAGAUGCCAUUUUAAAUUUGAGUUCGUACAAAAUCUUAAACAUAUUGCUACUCAGUAUGUCUUCCACUCAGGAGUUGGAAGACCCAAAAUUUGUGAAACUGGAGACAAGCGAUGGCGUGGUUCAUACAGUGGACAUUCGAUUGAUUGAACAGAUGGGCGUUCUUGCCGAAAUGCCGAUCAUGGGAAAACCUGACGAGGUCAUUCCUCUUCCGAGGGUCGAUGCCAGGACCCUUGACUUCAUAAUCGCUUGGUGCACAGUGUUGUUAGAUUAUGAAGGUAACAUAAAAGUGGAGGGAAAGGAUAUGCUUAAAGAACUCUUUCUCUUGGAGGAGAAUGCCGACUGUCAGUUCCUGUUGCAAAUCCUAUUGGCCUCAAAUUAUCUGAACUUGGACAGCUUGUUGCACGCUGGAGCCGAGCUUAUGGCUGCUGCAAUCAACUCUUGCAGCAGCACCGAGGAGAUUAACAGUCUUUUUACCACAAGAAGUAGUUGAAGAUGAGAGUUGUUUUCAAGCAAUCACCCCAAGCUACUCAGAGGAUUGUCAGCUGUAAAAAUUAAAAAUUAUUAUAGUCGCUUUAUCACAGAAAUCAGAUAAAAUUACUGUCGAUUGCAAGAAAUUAUGUGUAAAAUCAAAUAUUUUUAUCAAUUGUAAAAUUGUAUGACAAUAGAUUUUUAUAAAUUAUUAAAUAUGUAUUGACUGCUUA